Messenger RNA from Anneissia japonica, 2659 nucleotides. RefSeq names its product papilin-like. NCBI's taxonomy places the organism in Eukaryota, Metazoa, Echinodermata, Crinoidea, Comatulida, Comatulidae. Bases 138 to 1013 code for a protein of 291 amino acids. Gene Ontology annotation, molecular function: serine-type endopeptidase inhibitor activity. The record is from RefSeq and is a predicted model, not a curated record. The transcript is spliced from 6 exons.
CUUAUGACCAGUUUGACAAAUGUAUUGGUCCAAGCCGGAGUUUUACUCUAGCAGUCUCACUCACAUACGAAGUCUAGUUCCGGUUCCUGUUACAUUGUAGUGCGUAGUCUCUACACGUUUACGUCGCCUGAAUAAGGAUGAAUCUGUCGCUCUGGCUCAACACAAUGUUUAAGCCUACUGUAUUACUAUUUAUCUUUUGUUUAUUAAGAAGCAUUACUGGAGCACCAGUGGAAGAAGAAGGCAACGAAAACUCUUCAUGUUCUGGAAAAAAGGACCCUGGGUAUGGCCCAUAUAUUUACAGUAAAUGGUACUACGAUGUAGGUGACAAGAUUUGUAAACCAUUUAACUACCUCGGUUCAGGCGGCAACGGAAACCGGUUCCCCUCCUACGAGAGUUGCAGUUUGCAGUGUAAUAGUUGCUGCUUUCAAAGCAUGCCAAUAAACCAGAACAAUAGUUGUGACGGCGGUGGAUUUGAAUGGGCCUACCAUCAGGGUAGGGGUGUGUGUCUGCCGUUCAAAAACAGCACUUGUGGUUCUGCUGACAACAGCAUUAAUCGGUUCCCAACAAAACGAGAGUGUGAACGAGAUUGUUUAUUUUACGGUGUUUCGGUGCCGCCAGUUCAGAACAUUUGCCCUCGUAUAAAUACCCACGAUUCUGUUUGCAAUAGUGAAUUCAUUGUUUCUGGUAGGGUAUCGUCUAUUUCUGUUGAAAUAUACUCCGAAUAUUUAGUAAAUCGUCUAGUGGUUGAAGUAUCAGAGACGUACAAGGGGCGUAACUUACUUCCGAUUUACAACGUUACCAAAGCCGACAAUAGUACCGCCGAGUUUCUCCAUAUUAAAAAGAUAUUAGUAGAGGGCAGAAAUUGUUAUAAUAUAGAAACAGCCGUAACUUAUGUUUUCAUGGGUUACACCCAGUACAACAAUAUGCUUAUUGACGACUCUAGCUACGUGCAAGUGGAAAGAACAUCAGUACUGAGUAAAAUUAACACAUUUUUGAAUAUGUGUCCGGCUUGACAAUAAGGUCAAAUACUCUUUGCAAAACCGGAAGUAUUUUUGUAUUAUCGUGUAUAUAUUUAGAUCGUCCUUGUUAAUAUAUUCUUAUAAGCCUACAGAUGUAAAAUAGGCUGGUGUUGAUAAUGACUAUAUCGAGAGUUACUUAAAUCAUCUUAAAUAUUAAGACAUUGCGCUUAGAAACUUGUAUUUCCAGGGAGAGCAGCGAUUGAACCUGGAAACUAGUAGACUUUGUGGUUUAAGGUUCAAGCGCACUUCAGUUGGUACUAAGAAUUUAGCCGACUGAUAAUACUGCUCUUCUUUGUCUCAGGAAUGUCUUAUCUGUUUUAGUCUUUUCCAUACCUCCGUUAUUCUUUCUCUUUCGUUAUCAUCACAGGGCUAGGCUAAUUGCUGUGAACGUAUGGUACGGUAGAUAAUGUACAGUAUUUUUCAACUGCUUUGUUUGUUUGUUUUUUUAUUUCUUCUGAAUUUAUUAUAAAGUAACUGUACAUUAUGAUGAAAUAUUUUGGGUUGCCGUGUUUGUCUAAAUAUACAGGAAUAAGAUGACGUAGACAGCAAUUUACAGACUAACAAAUAUCAUAUUUAAAACAUAACUGAUAAUCACAAGUAUUCGUUUAAGCAGUAAACUUCUUUGUGUGACAGUCACCUGCUAAAAAGUCAAGCUGCUUUGUUAGGGCCUAUAAUUAUUAAGGUAAUGUAGUUAGUCUGUUAAGGACAAUUUACCUCAUCCUUGUAACUGUAUAUACUGUAUUUAUGGCUCAUGUUCAUUCCUCCUAUAUUUCCUUCUUCGCUAACUUCAUGCAACAUAUUGUAAAAUUUGUUUAUGUUCCUGAAAAAAUGACACUGAUUAUUCCGAUCUUAUUCGUUUGUAUUUAGGCCACAAAGUUCGUCAUAAAUAUUUGCAAUAGUGCAGCUGUUAAUAGGUUUCAUGAUAAUAAUUUGUAGUUAAGGAAACCUAUGGUCCUUUUUAAAAAUCCUACAAAAACCCUAAAAUUAGUUUUCUUCGGCGCCAGGUUUUCUCCCUAUGCUUCAUAAUGGGUCCACAGACCUUUAUCUACAUCCUGCAACACAAUAAUGGGCUUAUAAAAGAUGAACUAUGUAGUUAUAAACACAACUAAUGGCGUACAUAAACCUUCACUUUCUUGGAACCUAAGUGAAAAGUCAUACACACUGUAUUCAAUCAUAACAAAAGGCCAUAUUUAUGGCACUACAUGUAUAUAUGAAACACACAUACAUGUCCUACAAUUAUAUGUAAAUACAGUAUAUUUAAAAAUAACACUAAUGAAUAAGUUGUGGAUAAUCCAUAUUAUUUACAAUGGUAUUAUAUAAGAUAAGUACCGGUAUAUAAUAAAUAUUAAACAUUUAUCUUGAACAAAUACAUUUAGAUUAAAUGAUAAUAAAUGUUACUAUUUUAUAAAAUCAUGACAUACAGUCCAGCUUUAGUUACGCCAAUUGUAUUAUAUUGUAUUCAACUAAAAGUGUUAUAAUGAUUUAGAAUAUUAAUCAUAAAUGCUAUGAACCCAUAUAACAAUGUGCCCUCUAUUAAAGCUUAUGUGAACAGGCCUUAUAACUCCAUGGUUUAGCUUAUUUAGUAAAAUAUUUGUACAUGUAUCUAUGUAAAUUACAUAUUUUAAUAAUUUUUGUUUUUA